AUGCCUGCUCCCGCUGGUCCAUCUCGGGCCAGCAACAAACCCAAGGCCAAGAGGAGGAGGUCGGCAUCGUCGUCUGACGACGAUUACACCCCUCUCCCUUCCCGCCGUCCUCCCCGCCGCCCCCCCACCUCACGUCGCGAGCGCGACUCCAGCUCGCCUGAAGUCGAGCUCGAUGACGUCUUCUUGGCUGUUGACGCCAGCCGCCGUCAACCUCGGGCUAUGUCGAAGACCCACUUCGACUACGUGCCCGAGCGGGAUGCUGAGGGAAAUCUGGAGCGCCGGUCCACCAGGGCAGACGCCAGGCAUUCCCCCCUGGCUCCCCACCUUCCCCUCCCCGGCCCUCUCUGUCCCCGUCGGUCCUCACUGUCAGCAUCCCUGGUUCUCCAGCAGCCGGACGAUCCCGAGGAUUUCCGCCACGCCAUCAAGGCGUGGCUGGACGGCAGUGGACCUGCGCUCCACUUCUCUGACGACAUCGUCACCCCCGGCAGCUCGGUGCCGGUGAAAGUGGAGAAGGUGCUCAAUGUGUACCAUUGCAUUGUGCACACAUCCGCUUCGCCAGAUCUCGUGCGCCAGAUCUGCCCACUCCUCCGUGCAGCGAAAUCGCCAGAUUUUGCUUGCACCCCCUGCCCGUGCCCUCUCCACAUGGGGCACAAUGUCCGCCACACCCCUUGGACCUACAACAGUGCUAAGAGAGGCGGGCUAGACCUCGUGGCGCUCCUCACCAUGUUGGCGAUUCUGGAGCACGGCCACGACAACGGCGAGGUCGACAGCAUCACCGCGUUGAUGUGCCGCGUUUCGGAGCACCAUCGUGCAUCUGCGAGGCGCACGUACAUUUCCGAUGCCGACAAGAUCCGCGAGCUGGCAGACUGGAAGACAGUGAAAGAGGCUCUGGGAGGUAAGGGCCCUUGGGCCGCCCAACUUCCACCCUCAGACAUUGAGAGGGAAGUUUCCCGUUUCUCGCCACGUGCCUCCAAAACCAUUGUCGAUGACAGCCACGAACUGCUUACGGUGGCCAUUGACACCAUCCGGUUGUUCGAGCGGGCCGAGAUUGCGCGCCUGCCAGCGCUGGGUCACGCUGCUGUCAAGAUCCCACGAACAGCCGCCUGCUACCGUCGGUUCCGCAAAGCGGCCAACCCAACCGAGAAGCCGCCGAAACGUCGUGGAAAGGCCCGUGGUCCCCAGCAAGAUUACGUGUGUUACAACCCGCAGUGCCAGAAGCGGAGCGACAACACCAGUCGCUGGUCUGCGGUCCCCGGGAUCCCCGUGUCCCAGGCGCCUUUUACUGUCGCACUGUCGCAGGUGUGA
Apiotrichum porosum is the source of this 1305-nucleotide messenger RNA. RefSeq lists its product as uncharacterized. The transcript is spliced from 5 exons. Bases 1 to 1305 code for a protein of 434 amino acids. The record is from RefSeq and is a predicted model, not a curated record. Lineage: Eukaryota; Fungi; Basidiomycota; Tremellomycetes; Trichosporonales; Trichosporonaceae.